GCUGAUUAGACCGCCCCGAGAAAUCGACGGAAGCUCUGUACAAAGUAGCAGAGCUCUCUUCACUCUGGACGAAUACGCGAACUUUCCACGGAUGUCUUCGCAGCUAAGCGACGUGACCAGCGCGAUGCACAACACGUAUGAAGGAGAGAAGCUGAAGCUGAACAACAGAAAGAAGCCUAACCUAAUGAUGGUCAGGGGCACUCCCUUUGCGUCGUACUUCCAUCGCGAGUACAUCGAGUCUGCCAUGGACUACGUACACCGCCAGGGCGACCUGUUUAUCGUAACCUACGUCAAGUGCGGUACAACGUGGAUGCAACACAUCGUGUACCUUAUCCAAAACGGUGGCGUGCCUCCGGCUAGUGCCGUAGAGUUCUACAAGGCUUCACCGUAUAUCGAGGUCUGUGGCGCUGACUGCGUGCAAUGGGUGAAGAGGCCCGGUGCCGUCAAAACCCACCUUCCGCUACAUCAAGUGCGCUACUCACCCGAGGCGAAGUACAUCGUCGUUAUAAGGAACCCAUUCGACGUCUUGGUGUCCAUGCACCACUUCUUGUUCAUGAUAUCCGCUUACGAGUACGAAGGCAGCUUUGACGACUCCUUCGAGAACUUCAUGGACAAUUACAUAGAGUGCGGAGACUACUUUGCCUUUUACCGAGACUGGUACGAACGCAGCGCCGAUCCCAACGUGCUGUUCAUGGUCUACGAAGACGUAAAGAAAGAUCCGGAGGCAGCCAUACUUAAGGUCGCCAGGUUCCUCGGGCCGGAGUACGAGCAACGCCUGCUGGUCAACGACGGCAAGGUCCUCAAGGACGUGCUGAAGUACAGUAGUUUCGAGGAGAUGAAGACGCACACCAACGACAUGUUCCACGACUACUACGCGGCUGAGUUUGCCUUGCAGGGAGAGGCGUACGAAGGCCUACGUAAGCUUCACGAAAUCGUGCACAACGCGCGCGAUCGAGAAGAUGGACACGGCGCAUGCGCGGACAAAGUCUACUACGUGCGCAAGGGCGUGGUCGGAGACUACAAGAACUGCUUCUCUCCCGAACAGGUGGAGAGGCUGAAGCGGAGAUUUCAAAAGGAAACGCAGGGCAGCGGAAUCGCUAACCUGUGGCCGGAUAUGGGAUUUCAUGAAUGAGGGAAAUGUUCUGCGAUCACAAAAAAAGUUGCUGUACACAUGCAAAAACGUUUAUAAUGUUAUUACGCUAUUAUGUUAUUGUGUUUAGCGUUUAUUGUUAUUGCUCUACAUAUUGUAUUUGCUAAUGUAUUAAUUUUCCGUGUUGCGUACAUAUUCCUUUCUUUAUACCGAUGUUUCUUUUUACCGUUUCCAUACUAAUAUUUUAUCGUAUUUCCCCCCUUACACAAUGCCUUCUGGAAGGCCUGUAAGGUACAUGUAAAUAAAUAAAUGAAUGAAUGAAUAAAAAAAUAAAUAAUAAAUAAAUAUAGAAAUAAAUAAAAAUACGAAGUGUCAGUGCGACGUCCAUUGUGUCGACACAAAAUGAACAACGCUUUUCGUAUGUCGCAACAGCUUAGUGGGCACGGUUUCUUAUCGCACCUUCGCGUAAACACUAAGUCUGACCCCGGCUGGCCUUUCAAAUAAACCAGUCGUACGUGCACUGCGCGUGACCCGUCGCUGUAUUCUACAGCCCCCGUUUAUUAGGUGCAUCGCGCGUCCCGUCGUACGUGUGACAAACAAGUGCUCGGCAAGCCUCGUACCGACGUUCGUAAACAGUGCUAUGACGGGCAAUUUUAGGAAACUUCCUUUGCUGAAUCUUUUUUGCUAGACUGCUUCAGUAACUGACUCAAUGGCAGGAACGUCAGCGAAUGGCGUCUAUAUUUAUUUAUUCAUUUAUUCAU
This is a messenger RNA of Dermacentor andersoni, 1851 nucleotides long. RefSeq names its product sulfotransferase 1A1-like. The record is from RefSeq and is a predicted model, not a curated record. Gene Ontology annotation, molecular function: sulfotransferase activity. Lineage: Eukaryota; Metazoa; Arthropoda; Arachnida; Ixodida; Ixodidae.